UGUGCGCGCUUGUGGUGUGGAUGGGUGUGUGCACAGCACAAUUGUGUGGAAGCGUGUCCGGGUGAGUGUACACUCGUGAGUGUUUGUGUAUGUGCUCGUGCUCUUGGCUGCUAUUAUUAUUAUUAUUUUGGAAGAAAAACCCUGGAAAUCUGGGACAGGUUAUGGUACUCCCAGGGUGAUUUCUCCUUUUGCAAGAGGAGCUGACCAGAGAAAGCCACCAGAGCCAUUUCCCUGCCAGCAGAGAGCAUUUUCCUCCACGAAGAAGGAUUUCUACCCAGCUCUGCAGCCAAGUAAAAGAGAUUAGCCUUGAAACCUGUGAAAUCGACUAUCGCUGUGUGAUUACCCAGGCUUGGGAGAGGACUUGGAAAGAAAAGGAGAAAUAAAUCAAGCAGUCUGUCAGUUCUUAUUUGCCACGUCGGAAGAUGUCAUCUCAAACUAAGUUCAAGAAAGACAAAGAGAUCAUUGCCGAAUAUGAAGCCCAAAUAAAAGAGAUCCGCAUGCAGCUGGUGGAGCAGUUCAAAUGCCUGGAGCAGCAGUCAGAGUCGCGGCUGCAGCUGCUGCAGGACCUGCAGGAGUUCUUCCGCAGGAAAGCCGAAAUCGAGUUGGAAUACUCCCGAAGCCUGGAGAAGCUGGCCGAGCGCUUCUCCUCCAAGAUCCGCAGCUCCCGGGAACACCAGUUCAAGAAGGAUCAAUACCUCCUCUCACCUGUGAACUGUUGGUAUCUGGUACUGCAUCAGACCCGGCGGGAGAGCCGGGACCAUGCCACCCUCAAUGACAUCUUCAUGAACAACGUCAUCGUCCGCCUUUCCCAGAUCAGUGAGGAUGUCAUCAGACUCUUCAAAAAGAGCAAAGAGAUUGGCCUGCAGAUGCAUGAGGAGCUGCUGAAGGUGACCAAUGAGCUCUACACAGUCAUGAAAACCUACCACAUGUACCACUCAGAGAGCAUCAGUGCAGAAAGCAAGCUGAAGGAGGCUGAGAAGCAGGAGGAGAAACAGUUCAACAAGUCAGGAGACCUCAGCAUGAACCUGCUUCGGCAUGAGGACCGGCCCCAACGUCGCAGCUCUGUGAAGAAGAUUGAGAAGAUGAAGGAGAAGAGACAGGCCAAAUACUCUGAGAACAAGCUCAAGUGCACGAAGGCUCGCAAUGACUACCUGCUGAAUCUGGCAGCCACCAACGCAGCCAUCAGCAAAUACUACAUCCACGAUGUGUCCGAUCUCAUCGAUUGCUGUGAUUUGGGCUUUCACGCCAGUCUGGCCCGCACCUUUCGGACCUACCUCUCAGCAGAAUAUAACCUGGAAACCUCUCGGCACGAGGGCUUGGACGUCCUGGAGAAUGCCGUGGACAACCUGGACUCCCGGAGCGACAAGCACACAGUCAUGGACAUGUGCAGCCAGGUCUUCUGCCCCCCACUCAAGUUCGAGUUCCAGCCCCACAUGGGGGAUGAGGUAUGCCAGGUCAGUGCACAGCAGCCCGUCCAAACAGAGCUGCUUAUGCGGUACCACCAGCUGCAGUCGAGGCUGGCCACUCUCAAGAUUGAGAAUGAGGAGGUUAGGAAAACCCUAGAUGCCACCAUGCAGACCUUACAGGAUAUGCUGACUGUGGAGGACUUCGAUGUCUCUGACGCCUUCCAACACAGCCGAUCUACAGAGUCUAUAAAGUCAGCCGCUUCUGAGACCUACAUGAGCAAAAUCAACAUCGCCAAAAGGAGAGCCAACCAGCAGGAAACAGAGAUGUUUUAUUUCACAAAAUUUAAAGAAUAUGUGAAUGGCAGUAACCUCAUCACCAAGCUGCAAGCCAAGCAUGAUUUACUCAAGCAGACACUGGGUGAAGGGGAGAGAGCAGAGUGCGGCACAACCAGGCCCCCCUGUCUUCCCCCUAAACCACAGAAAAUGAGGAGACCUAGGCCUCUUUCAGUGUAUAGCCAUAAACUCUUUAACGGCAGUAUGGAAGCAUUCAUUAAGGAUUCAGGACAAGCUAUACCACUUGUAGUCGAGAGCUGUAUUCGAUUCAUCAAUUUAUAUGGACUCCAGCAGCAGGGAAUAUUCAGAGUUCCAGGGUCUCAAGUUGAAGUCAAUGACAUCAAGAAUUCCUUUGAGAGAGGUGAAGACCCCCUCGUGGACGACCAAAAUGAGCGAGAUAUCAAUUCAGUUGCUGGUGUUUUAAAACUGUAUUUCCGAGGACUGGAAAACCCACUCUUUCCUAAGGAAAGGUUUCAAGAUUUGAUAUCUACUAUUAAACUGGAGAACCCAGCUGACAGGGUGCACCCAAUCCAGCAGAUCCUCAUCACCCUGCCCCGCGUGGUCAUCGUGGUCAUGAGAUACCUCUUUGCAUUCCUCAAUCACCUUUCCCAGUACAGUGAUGAGAACAUGAUGGAUCCCUACAACUUGGCCAUCUGCUUUGGGCCCACCCUCAUGCACAUCCCUGAUGGGCAGGACCCUGUAUCCUGCCAGGCGCAUGUCAAUGAAGUCAUCAAAACCAUCAUCAUCCACCAUGAAGCCAUCUUCCCCAGCCCGCGGGAGCUAGAGGGACCUGUGUACGAAAAAUGCAUGGCUGGAGGGGAAGAAUACUGUGACAGCCCACACAGUGAGCCAGGGACCAUUGAUGAAGUUGACCAUGACAAUGGCACAGAGCCUCACACCAGUGAUGAAGAAGUGGAGCAGAUUGAGGCCAUUGCCAAGUUUGACUAUGUGGGGCGGUCCCCUCGUGAGCUGUCCUUCAAAAAAGGGGCCUCAUUGCUCCUGUACCACCGUGCCUCAGAGGACUGGUGGGAGGGCCGUCACAAUGGUGUGGAUGGACUCAUCCCUCAUCAGUACAUAGUUGUACAGGACAUGGACGAUGCCUUCUCCGACAGCCUGAGCCAAAAGGCUGACAGUGAGGCCAGCAGCGGGCCACUGCUGGAUGACAAGGCCUCCUCCAAGAAUGACCUCCAGUCCCCCACAGAGCACAUCUCUGAUUACGGCUUUGGGGGGGUGAUGGGCCGAGUACGACUACGGUCUGACGGAGCGGCCAUCCCCAGGCGCCGAAGCGGGGGCGACACACACAGCCCACCCCGGGGCUUGGGUCCCAGCAUAGACACGCCACCCCGAGCUGCUGCCUGCCCCAGCAGCCCCCACAAAAUCCCCCUCAGCCGGGGACGGAUUGAGAGCCCUGAGAAGAGGAGGAUGGCGACAUUCGGGAGCGCUGGCAGCAUCAACUACCCUGACAAGAAGGCGUUGGCAGAAGGGCUCUCCAUGAGGUCGACUUGCGGCUCCACCCGGCACAGCAGCCUAGGGGACCACAAGUCCCUGGAGGCUGAGGCCCUGGCAGAAGACAUCGAGAAGACCAUGAGCACAGCUUUGCAUGAGUUGCGGGAACUUGAGAGACAGAACACCGUCAAGCAGGCGCCAGAUGUGGUGCUGGACACCCUGGAGCCCCUGAAGAAUCCACCAGGCCCCAUCAGCUCGGAGCCUGCCAGCCCCCUGCACACCAUUGUCAUCCGAGACCCUGACGCUGCCAUGCGCCGCAGCAGCAGCUCAUCCACAGAAAUGAUGACCACUUUCAAGCCUGCCCUGUCGGCUCGACUGGCUGGUGCCCAGCUGCGUCCACCCCCAAUGCGUCCAGUCAGACCCGUGGUCCAGCAUCGAUCCUCCAGCAGCAGCAGCUCGGGUGUGGGCAGCCCGGCCGUGACACCUACUGAGAAGAUGUUUCCCAAUAGCUCCUCAGACAAGUCUGGCACUAUGUGACCUGCAGGACCAGUGACACCGCCGUGGCCCACUGCAGCACACCAUGGCCUUGGGUGGCCUCGGUGGCUUCCACUUGCUUCCCAGGGAGCUCCUGGCCUUGGAGGGCAGAUCCUAGAAGGUCAGCCUGGGAGGGUGUAUGUCUGUGGAGAGCAGAGGCCCAGGCGUUAGCUGCACCUCAGACUCAGCCAUGUGAAUGCCACAGACCUCUUGUAGGCAAAUAGACAUGCCAAGGAAUGCUGGAGCAAGAUCAGUCCCAGGGACAGUGUUUCCUAAGAUUGAGGCAGAUGCUUACCAGCUUCUCAUAUUGUCACUGGAAAAUUAUUCUCUCGAUAUUCUCUACAUACGUAUAUAUGUGUGUGUAUAUAAGUACGUGCAUAUAUACGCAUAUGUGUAC
This is a messenger RNA of Onychomys torridus (southern grasshopper mouse), 4116 nucleotides long. RefSeq names its product SLIT-ROBO Rho GTPase activating protein 3 (gene Srgap3). Bases 423 to 3722 code for a protein of 1099 amino acids. Gene Ontology annotation, molecular function: protein binding. The transcript has 22 exons. Gene Ontology annotation, biological process: negative regulation of cell migration; signal transduction. Lineage: Eukaryota; Metazoa; Chordata; Mammalia; Rodentia; Cricetidae. The record is from RefSeq and is a predicted model, not a curated record. Gene Ontology annotation, cellular component: cytoplasm.